UGCCGCAGUGUCAGAUACCGAAGCAUGCGUGGGACACUGGUUGCGCGAGUUCUGUCCCGUAGAAUGAGUGCCCAAGGGGGCAGGGGUCCUGCCCCGACAGACCCCUUCGGUCAUUGCAGCGAUGUAGUGAAACGAGGGGACUACGACGGUUAUCUCUACAGCCUCCUGCAGGGCGCUCAGUUGAGACCAGCAUCACUAGCCAUUAGAGCGUUCAACGUGGAGACUGCCGCCAUCAAGGACUCAGUCCGAGGAAACGUUAUCCCGGGGAAGAUGCGGAUGCAGUGGUGGAAGGACACGAUGGCAGAUAUAUUCGUGGGGGAGCCGCCGCCAUACCCGGUCGCCGUUGCGCUAGCUGAGGUGGUCGCAAAUCAAAAAGGCGGACUUACGCGAAGAUGGUUCGACCGCGUGCUAGACGCAAGGAUGGCCGACUUGGACAGGACGCAACCAGAAACUUUGGAGGAGAUGGAAACGUACGCCGAGAACACAGCCUCAUCCCUCUUGUACCUAUCCCUAGAGCUUGCCGGGGUACGCGCAGGGGCGGGGCCGGGCGCGGCAGCCUUGGGACACGCUGCUGGACACGUGGGGAAAGCCGCGGGCAUCUGCACCCUCCUUCGGUCGCUCGCCCUCCCGCCCCCGCCGGCCGCGCUGAGCAGCGGAAGCAUCGGCUUCGCGGAGUCGUGCGUGCUUCCUUCCGACGUGAUGCGGAGGUUCUUGCUCCGACACGCCGUGCUGGAGAGGGGGCCGCAGGACGACAAGGAGGCCCAUGCGCUCGCCGAGUGCGUGUUCGCCGUGGCCUCUGUCGCGAAGGGGCACAUCGAAGCCGCGGAAGAAGGUCUCGCAGCGGCACGGGACGAGAGGGGGGGCAAGCUUCCCGCCGGAGCGUUUGCGGCUCUGCUGCCGGGAGUUCGGGUGGCGUGGUACCUGGAAACGCUACAGGCAUGCGGGUUCAACGCGUUCGACGAGAGUUUGAGACCUCAGAGCCCGUUCAAGUUCCAGCUGCGCUUGGGUAGGGCCAUGAUCACGGAGAAAUUUUGAAGGGUUAGUUUUGUGGCAACCUCUGAAAUAGCCCGUGUGGGUCCUCUUAUACGGAGUACCAUCCACGGUUCGAGUUCAAACAAACAUGAACGGUUGACAUGUGCUGUGGGUUCGUAGUAUUUUGUGGAGAUUCUUCCCCGAUCGGCAGGGCUGGCGGGCAUCAAAGUCUUCAGUUUGUUUGCGCUAGUGGCGUGCUCAAUGGCACGUGGCGAUGGAGGGGUUCAUACCAAGCGGCUGCGAAUAUCACAAUAAUUGCAUCAUUACCGGACACGUUGCAUACCAUGAAAUGCUGCCUCUCGGGUUUUUUCGUUCGUUUCUCACCACCUCAACCUGAAUUAUC
This is a messenger RNA of Ectocarpus sp. CCAP 1310/34, 1375 nucleotides long. The record is from the annotation of a GenBank genome assembly. Lineage: Eukaryota; Phaeophyceae; Ectocarpales; Ectocarpaceae.